CUACAUAUGUAGUAAGUUACCCAACACCCGCAUAGGCGGGGAAAGUAUUGCACGCCUUUUUAUCUUUUAAAAAUUGACUUAAUAUUACUGGAAAACUAGACAGAAAUUUAAAAGUCCUACCAUGAGUCCUACCAAUGAUCUACCAUGCCUAAGUGAACAAAACACAAGUCAAGCUCAUAACUCUUCUGAAAUUCGACACAUUGGUUUCAAAACAAUGUCAAUGAAAUGAAGGAAAUUGGGUUUAUAUACAGGGUUUAAAGAUUGGAUAAAUAAUGCCUUAAAUAGACCUUUCUUAUAAUAACGUCAAAGGCAAGACUAACGAGCCAACCACCGUUCAUUUAAUACCAUGCUUUCUGAGAAAUAUAAGCAGGAUUAUAAGUUUUGAAUAGACAAUACAUUUUAUCAAAAGUCGCAUAAAGUAUCCCGGGUUUAUCGCAGGCUCUACAAAAUCAUUUUGUGAAAAUCCACUCGUAGUUCUUUAAAAAGUAGAACUUUGUGGCGAUUUGGAUCGAUUUUUGAUUUCAUUUUAACACAUGGUGGCACUUUAGGGGGAUUAUUUAUGUAGUAGACUGGAUUCCUGAAUCUAAUUUUAGUGAUACUUGUCAUAAUACUACUGCCAAUAUGUCAGCAUUGGCACCUAGUAAGGCAAGUAAGAAAAACCAAAAGCGUGCAGAGAAACGAGCCAGAGAGAGAGCUCAAAAAUUGAAAGAAGAUGGGGUUAUUGAUCGUCUUAUCCAAGAAAACGAUGGUCCUGUGGAUGAGAUAAAAGAAAAACAAGAUCCUGUUGGGAAACUCAAAGCUCAGUUGCAGGAUGCAAAAGACAAUAAAGAUCACAAAUUAGCAGCCAAACUACGAAAGGACUUGUGGAUGAUGCAAGAUCAAAUGGCUGGAUGUAUUCCACCUGGUGAGAUUGCAGAACACGAGGAGGAACCUACACCAGCCAUUGCUGAGGAUGAAAACACACCUGAAAAACAAUCUGAGAAGAAAUUGCGAGGGUUAAAGAAGAAAUUGCAACAAAUUGAAAAAUUGAAAUCCAAACAGGAUGAAGGAGAAGUGCUAGAAGAUCUUCAGAUUGCUAAGAUCCAGAGCGAGGAAGUGGUUUUGAAGGAGAUAGAUGAACUACAGGAACGUCUGGAACAGGUCGGAGUAACAUUGGAUAGCUAGGAAUGCGGAGUGAAAUUUUAUAGAUUCUAACAGGAUUCAUGAACAGCUAUCAUGUUUCCAGGCGCUGUCGCAAAUUUUUGGAAUCAUUCCUAGCGAAAACUGAUCGUAGUUUGUCACUACGAGAAGAUGGCUGACAAACAAUGUUUGUUUUCCUCGUUUUUCUGCAUUCCGAAACAUAGCAACCGUCUUCCGGUCAACCGCAUUUCUUCCAGUUUGAGCAUCUCUAAGAAAAUACGAUUGGAAGGCAAUGAAUGUUUGUAUGCCUUCAGAUAAACAUAACUGAAAGUUUUCCAUCUUGUUUGCUAAAAAAUAUUUCCUGGAUUUUCCACCUUUGGAGAAGAUAGCUAAGAAACGAUUUUCUCUGUUUUCUGAUUAGCUUCCUUAUAAAAACAUUUGCAAUGAAAAAUAAAACCAUAUUGUCUGGGAGAACUAGUGGUUACUAAAUAAAGAUAUGUUUUGGAGUAUCCUGGUUGUGUUUUGACUAUGCCGGAUUAAUUAACCAGAGAGGUAUAUGUGGUAGUUAUUUUCCUCAAUAAACUCUCGUGGUUUGUGUCUG
Messenger RNA from Dendronephthya gigantea, 1720 nucleotides. Its product is annotated as caldesmon-like. The transcript is spliced from 5 exons. The record is from RefSeq and is a predicted model, not a curated record. The coding region runs from base 622 to 1164 and encodes 180 amino acids. Lineage: Eukaryota; Metazoa; Cnidaria; Anthozoa; Malacalcyonacea; Nephtheidae.